Molecule: messenger RNA, 934 nt
Organism: Diuraphis noxia (Russian wheat aphid)
Lineage: Eukaryota; Metazoa; Arthropoda; Insecta; Hemiptera; Aphididae
Cellular component (GO): extracellular matrix
Source: RefSeq, a predicted model, not a curated record
CUGUUCUGCGUAGCGAUGGCGGUCGCGUGCUGUGGGAUGCCAUCAGCAGCGCCGUUUCCUUUUGCACCGAAGCCCACCCCAUCAGAAGCCGUAACGACCCCAUCGACAUCGCCGGCUGGAUACGACUUCAGUCACCCUCAUGUCGACACUCACUAUCAGCAGCCGACCGAACAUGACGACUCCAGCCAUUACGUGAAUCAAUUGCAGCAGCCGUCCGAACACGACUACUACGGCCAUAACGCCGACGGUCAGCAGCCGUCGGCGGAUGUUCCGCAAGCCGACUCGUCGUAUCACUUCGCGUACGCGGUGGAAGACCCGCUGACCGGAGACGUGAAGAGCCAGAACGAGGUGAGCGACGGCCGAGGCACGGUCAAGGGAACGUACAGCCUGGUCGAAGCGGAUGGUUCUACACGGGUGGUCGAGUACACUGCCGAUGACGAGCACGGUUUCAACGCCGAAGUGAAGAGGAUCGGACCGCAGCACAGGUACGCAGCGGCGUCCUCCGACCUGUUCGAUCGCCAACCAUCGUCCGACCAGGGAUUUGGCCGACUCACCGGCGGUGGUGAUUCAUCCGUGGGAAUAAUACAUUCCACCGAUCAACGAAACGUGCACUUUUACCUCCCCCAAGAGUACGUCAUCGGGGAGGUGUAACGAUGAUUUUUUUUCUUAUUUUCUGUUUUUGGUUUCUGGUCGCGAUCGAUCGCUCGAUAGCGUGCCUUGUCCUUAUUGCAUAAUCUUUUCCUCUAAAUAGUCAUGUUAUUGUAUUUUUUUAAAUAGUUGAAAAUUUAAAUCUAUGGUGAGUAGUAACAUAAUAGGUAUAGGUACCUACACUGAUAUACAAUCAGUGGCGUAGAUAUGAUUUUUUKCUGGUGGGGUAUUGACUAUUGGCUUUAAAAUUAUUAUAUAUUAUACAAUUUAAAAAAAAAUACUUGUA